AUGAAUGAAGAAUAUGGAGAUGCAGCUGCAACAAUUCGGCUCUACGAUAACCGAUUUGCAAGCGACGGUCACUCAGAUCCAAGAACAGGUUGGGACUCAAAUCAGGGAGCAAUUGCAGGGGUUCAUGAUGAUGUUUACCAGACAACACUCGGGGAAGAAGGUAGUGAAGGAGAUGAGGAGAUGAAUGAGAUGCUUGAAGGAGUAAAGGAGGAUAACAGGGAGAUAUCUGUGCCUGCAUUAAGAAGACUGACCAAUAGCAAGAUUAUCAAGAAUGCAGGAGGAGACAUUAACAGAAUGAAGGGAAAUGUUGACUCUUGUAAAAAAUUUCUAGGAGAUGUGAGGUUUUUGAUUCAAGGGUCACUACAAGAAAACUUGCAAAAGGCCAAAGAAAAGAAUAAUGGGCCUCAAUUUGAUGAUGAUGAUGAGAUUGAAGAGAUCCAACAUUUUACAACUAAAGAUGGUAAAAGUGGUAGUUCUGCAUCCUCUAAAGGAAAGAGAAAAAUUGGAGAGAUGACAUCAUUUUUCAAGUAUGGAGUUCAAGAUUCUAAACAACCUUCCAUUAAGGCUUGUGUGCAAAGUAAAGAAAGAUGGCAUGUCAUUGACAUGGCAAUUGCUUUAUGGUUUUAUGAUGCAUGUAUUCCAACAAAUGCAGUGAAUUCUCCAUUUUUUCAGAAAGCAGUUGACAAAAUAGCUAGUAUGGGCCAUGGAUACAAGGCUCCUAAUUAUCAUGCAUUGCGUGUUAAUUUAUUGAGGGAUGCAAAGACACAAAUCAAGCUAAUUAUUGAUUCUUUUCGAUCACAUUGGGCUGAAGUCAGAUGCACAAUUAUGGGUGAUGGAUGGACAGAUACUAGGCAAAGGCCGUUGAUUAACUUUUUGGUGUAUUGUUCAAAGGGCCUAUCAUUCACCAAGUUUGUUGAUGCCUCAAAUUUCAUAACGGAUGCUGAAACAUUAUGUAAUCUUUUUGCAGAGAUUGUUGAGUUUGUUGGUCCAAAUAAUGUGGUUCAUAUAGUGACAGACAAUGGUGCUAAUUAUAAAGCUGCUGGGAGGAAACUUUCAGAGAGAUAUCCUACUAUUCGAUGGUCUCCAUGUGCUGCUCAUUGUAUCAAUUUGAUUAUGAAAGAUAUGUUAAAGAUGAAUGAUGUGAAAAAUGUUGCUACUUUAGCUUCAAAUGUCACUGUUUUCAUCUACGAUCACAAAUGGACCUUGAAUUAG
Molecule: messenger RNA, 1212 nt
Organism: Diospyros lotus (date-plum)
Lineage: Eukaryota; Viridiplantae; Streptophyta; Magnoliopsida; Ericales; Ebenaceae
Exons: 4
Coding region: 1-1212 (403 amino acids)
Source: RefSeq, a predicted model, not a curated record